AUGAACAAAAAAGUAACAAACUGGGAUAUAGAUAACAUAAGAAGACCGAGAGCCAGACCAAUAGAGCGGCAGCCAAGGGAGAUUUGGUCAAACGAACGUGGCCUAUCAGACGCCCAAAACGGGCCUAAAAAAAUGGGCUGGUUCAAACAUUAUUGGUACUACCUGAAACAAAGUUUUUAUUCUUCAGCACAGCUGAGAGAGUAUAUAUGGCAGGCCCUGCUUACCAAAAUAACCCCAAAAAGCCCGCAGUCCAUGGCUGCGUCCCGAGAUCAGUCUCGAAUCACGCCCAACGGAACAGUGCGGCCGACCCGGGUCAACCCUCACGACCCCUCACUCCGGGUGCGCGCCCAGCAUCGCGUGAUCACUCGAACGAUGUCCAGGCAACAUGGUAUUUUCCACUGUGGCCAUGCCCCCGAGUCAACGACAGCGUGUGCAAUUGUCUCGGGAAUCCCAAAGGGCCGUUGGCAACCGGUCCGCAAUGAUCUGAUGCCUCAGAUUGCCUUGCGGAGUGCGGGAGGGCGGCGGCGCGCGACUCGUGAGGCGGGUUCCGAGUGUCUAGUAUCUACUGGAAGUUUCGGCCAAGUGUUGAACAAUUACCCCAUGGCGACUUCAAAUUCCACAGGAAGCUCAUUCUCUGUAGCAACAAAUGGCCUUCUCGAGAAUGAAGAGAACAGCAUUCAGCACCGUUUAUUUCAGCUUACUUUGGUACCAUCCCUGCAACCUCUUAAGUACAUAGUGGCACAAAUGGUAAAAGGGAAAGAUCCAAAGGAAAAUCCUAUUGAGUACUUUGGCAGAAUAAACCCUAAAAAUGUAAAAUUUACUAAGACUCAGAGGGAUAUUAUUUCAUCUGACCCUUCAUGUGGGUCUUAUGACAUCACUCUCUGCUUUAAAAUAAUACAAGAAUACUGUGACAAAGUAAAACCACAAAAUGAUCCAGCUUGGACAACUCCAGGUGACACCUUGGAGUAUUAUAUUAAAGAAAUUAAGAAUAAGAGAAAUGAUUUCAUACAUGAAGUUUACAGAGGUGACAAAACAAAGUUCUACACGAUCGUUCAUGAUAUGAAAUGCCUCCUUACAAAGACAUGGGUGAAAAUUGCUCAAACAUUUGGAACUGACAUUUUGGCGAAUAUCUUGAUUAUGAAAACAGAUAUCGAAAAGAUUAAAGAUGCACCUUUUGAAGGCAGUCGUGUUUACCUAAGUGAACUGCAAGCCACAAUGCUCAGCCAUGGUGUUGCAAGCAUGAAAAAGAAAUAUGUUGAAAUUCUUUCUUCUAUUCCAGAUGUACAUUUCCAAGAUACGUAUAAAAACUUGGGAGCUCGUAGUGAGGUCAAGGUCUUGGAAGUUUUCACGGAAAUGCAGAUAGUAAAUAAAGAAAGAAGGGAGGAAGUAACCAUGGAUGAAUGGCUCACCGAACUAGAGAAAAUACAUGCCAUGCAAAAUAAAAGGAGUCGAUUCCUGCUCGUGGAAGGGGUGGCUGGUGUUGGCAAAACAACUCUCAUUAGGAAACUAGUGCUUGACUGGGCGUCCGGGAACAGCACAAUACCAGGUCUGGACGAUUUUCAACUACUAAUAUAUAUGCAGUUUAGAGAUCAACAUAUUAAUUCCAUGUCCCUAUUGUGUACUUAUGUUAUGCCAUACAUGAAAGAAAUAGUAGAUCCAGAAUAUUUAAUGAUGUUAACUGAAGGCAGUAACAUCAUAUUCGUAUGUGAUGGUCUUGAUGAAAAUAAUCCUCUGUCAAUACAACUGUUCAAAGAGAUCCUCGAUUAUGGAGCAAACACCCCACUGACUGUAGUGUGUACCACACGCCCACAAGAAAUUGAUAAUCUGCUGUUCAUGUUGCCUGAUCAGUUCUCUUGUUUACACCUUCAGGUGUUAGGAAUUCCUGAAACAAAAAGGCCCUCUUUCAUAAAAAGGUAUAUGGAAGCCCAAAAGCCAGAUACAGAUCCUCAGUCUUUACUUGAUUACCUGAACAGAACAUCAACUCGUGUGCAAGAAUAUUUAAGAUUUCCUUAUAACCUCAUGUGCCUUGUAAUGCUUUGGAUCCAUAAUCCAGAAAGGAUCAACAGCUUGACAACCGCAACAGAGUUGUUCAUGGAAACACUUAAAGAAACACAAAAAAAGCUACAGACCAGGCUGUGGACCCUUGCAAAGGGUCCACAGUUGAGUGAAUUGCCCAAGAGCAUGGAUGACAUUAUGGAUACACUCUAUGACAUGGCUCUCGUUCAUCAUGGAUCAGGUGACAUUAUUCUGACAGAGGAUUCAGUACAGUUACUAAAGAACGAAUGUUCUCGGUUGAAUCUCGCUUGGAAUGAAAUAAGUAGUGCCUUCUUUAUUCAAAAUAUUACAUCAGUUAAGGAAGAAACUUCUUACAGCUUUCCACACAACGGCUUGCAGGACUUUUAUGCAGCUAUGAGCAUUCUGAAGAAAGUCGAGGAUCAUACUGUUGACAUAAAGAAGACAACAACAGAUGUAAGGGCAGUCCUUUUAUGUAAUCACUGUUCCCAGGAUCAAAUCAGCUUCAUUCUUGAAAAAGUGAAUGAGGUACUGGACUCCCCUAUGCCAACCAGAAGCCUCGGCAGUAUCUUUCAAGAAAUAGCAAAAGAGGACCGGCCAGAUUUUAGAACUGAUCUCAUUAGACGAUCACGGAAUAUUCUCACACAUCUCACUGGUAUUCUCCAUUAUAGAAAUACGGCUUUCACAGAGGAGAGAGCAGAGGAGUUAUUUCUACUGCUCAAAGAGUCAGGAAUUCAAGAUACAGAGCACUGGCUGGAUCUCUUGGAGCUGACCAGAUUUGACAAAGAACUCUGUAGACUGAUAGCCCAGCAAAUUUCGGUUGGAAAAAGCCUGACGGUCACAGAUUCCCGCACAGGAGCCUAUACAUCAUUGCUACCUUGUAUCAAAAAGAAAAAUGUAAAUAUACGUAUAUUUAUUGAACGUGAGCCUAAGGAAGUUGUACAUCUAGAGGAACUUCUACGCCGUGUCCAGGAGAAGCAAUGGAUGUUAAGAUUGCUCCUCCAGCAUGAGUUCAGGCUGCCAAAGCCUGGAGGAAGCAGCUUGGACGGGGCUCUGAAACAACUAAGAUGUUCGAUGUACAGAUUCCAAGGCCAAGUGAGCCUGGCCUUGUUGGAGACACUGUCCAAUACGCUAAGAGAUCUGCAUUUAUCUGUGGCUGACACUGAACAGUAUUUGGCUUUGUCCCAUUAUCUGUCAGCAGCGACGAGUCAUCUUCCACUUUUGGAAAAUUUUAGAAUGCAUAUACCUGCAUGCACAGUGGACACGGAGUUACUUCAGCCACUCCCAAAAGGUCUGACUUUGCAGCUGAUAAUUUCCAAAGUGGAUGGCGACGCGCUGACCUGGGCGUGUCGAGCAGCUUCCGCGCUUCAGCCUGAGGGGAGACGGUAUCAGUUCCUGGCCGUAUCCGGCGCUGGCAGCAGCGCCCAGGUGUGCGGCCGCCUGCUGGAGGGCCUGGCCCGCGGCGGCGUGCGGAUGGCGGAGGACGCGUACCUCGUGGUGGCGCCCAAGCUGGCCAGGGCGGACCUGGCUCGGCUGCAGGCGGGCUUCGAGGGCCGGUUCGGCUGUCGGUUCCGAGCUUGGAGAGGGAGUUCCAUCUGGACUUAUAAAUGCUAAUAGGAGCUCCAGUCUUGCCUCAGAGAUCAUGCUUCAUUUCUAAUUGACACAUUAUUUCUGAGAGAAGAGGAAAACCUACACAUUGGUCACGCCAGAAGAUCAAAUUAUUGAUGAAGUGAAAAUUGCUAUAAAAAAGAGUUCCUUUGUCAAAAGUUAAGAGAAUGAAAGCGGUUCUCCAGUGAGAAUCUUGGAAGCUAUCUGCAGACUGAUUUACAAACUGAUGAGACCUAAAGUGUCAGAUCUUGAUAUAAAGAUAAAACAAAUCAAAAUGUUUUGGAAAGAAUGUCACACUAGCAUUAGAAGGCCCACUUCUUGUGCCAGUGUGGCAAUAUGCAUGGCAGUAUACUCUUGUUAAUUUCUUAUAGCUUAGAAAAUGCUCAAUGCAAUUGUUAAAAUAUUUCUUUUGUGAGGCAUUUUGAGUGAUACCACAAUUUAUUUUGUUUGUUUUUAAUGAUAACAUAUUUCUCAAAAUUAUGAAUUUGUAUCCUUAUAUACACAGGCAAUUUGCUGAAAUCUAGGGUAAAAAUCGACAUCUAAGGCAAUGUUUAUCUCUGCUUGUGAGAGCCGUGAUAUAUAUAUAUAUAUAUAA
This is a messenger RNA of Penaeus vannamei (Pacific white shrimp), 4216 nucleotides long. NCBI's taxonomy places the organism in Eukaryota, Metazoa, Arthropoda, Malacostraca, Decapoda, Penaeidae. The record is from RefSeq and is a predicted model, not a curated record.